AUGCCCUUCCAUUCGCACCACCAUACCAGCAGCUCUGGCCAGGGCGCGGCGCAGGGCAUCUUCGCGGCCACGCAGGCCCUAGGCUCCGUCGCCGCUCCACACAGCAACCUCCGCAUUGCGACGGCCGGCACGACGGGCGCAGACACGGACGCGCUCCUGCCUGGCAGCGGCAACGAUCCGAGAUUCAGCGCGCUGCAGUCCGCCCCGCCGUCGUCAGCGUCGGCGUCGGGCUUGCCUGCCCCAGGCUCUCAGUCAGCAGCCGCUGCAACGGGUCCGCAGUUCGAGGUUGCGCGGCGGCCGGUCGCCCAGAGAGAGCCCGAGGACCUGCACAUUCCGCCGGCGGGCCAGCAGAGCGCGUCGCACUCGCAGCUCUUCAACUCGCCCGUUGCCUUGACGCCCGGCGGCGGCGCACAGAACCUCAACAUCAGCCUGCAGCACGCGACGCCGCCUCAGAACCAGCAACCGCAGGACGCGCAAUUCGCUAAUUCCGCCAGCAGCGUUCCUGACCUGCCCGCUCCUCUGCAGCCCGGCCCGGCCGCGGGUGCUCGCCCUGCGCCUUCCGCCUCCUACACGGCGCCUACCACCGUCCCGAAGAUCAACACCAACGCCCAGCAGUACACUCUGCCCACCCGCUCCAGCACCAUGCAGUCCUCAUCCUCCACUCAUUCCUACUCGCGCUCGAGCCCAGCCGGCCUGGACCAGAAGUACAUUCCCUUCAACUCUACCGUGCCGACGCCCGAGGUGCCCAAGUACGCGCCCACCCCGAGCCAAAGACACUACCAGGCCCAGACGCCCUCUGGCGCUGCCUCCAACUCCCCGCUCGCCCUGUCCGACAUACGCCCGCGCGCAAACUCUACAAUUGGCGAGGACAUGCCGGCGAACACCACGCUGAUGAGCGAUUUGGAAACUCGGGCGGCUGGGAACUGCAACUACUUGGCGCCAUGGCCGGUCUACGCAUACGACUGGUGCAAAUGGCCAGUUCAUGGCGGGAACAGCGCGGGCAAAAUGGCUGUCGGUAGCUACCUGGAAGAUCCGCAUAAUUUUAUUCAAAUCAUCGACACGCACAUCGCUCCUCAGGAGGCCACCACGCCAGGCGCCCCGGCCUUUGGCGUCGAAUACACCCGUGUCGCAGAGGCGACCUGCUCUUAUCCGGUGACACGGAUAUUAUGGGAGCCUCCGUCUUCCCAGAAGCAAUCCACCGACCUUCUCGCGACCUCGGGCGACCACCUGAGACUCUGGUCGCUGCCACAAACUCCCGCAUCCAACGUCAGCAACACCAUAUCCCGCUCUUCGCCUGUCAACACUCGCGACCCCCCUGCGCAGAAGCUCACUCCGUUGGCCCUCCUCUCGAAUUCCAAAUCUCCCGAGCACACUGCUCCGUUGACUUCGCUCGACUGGAACACGCUCUCGCCAAAGCUUAUAAUCACGUCAAGCAUCGAUACCACGUGUACUAUCUGGGACAUUCCGACCCUGACUGCCAAGACGCAGCUCAUUGCCCAUGACAAGGAGGUAUUUGAUGUUCGUUUCUGCGCGGGGAGCGUUGAUGUGUUUGUCAGCUGUGGCGCGGAUGGUAGCGUGAGAAUGUUCGACCUCCGAAGCCUGGAACAUUCCACCAUUAUCUACGAGCCUACGGAGAAGAGGGAAGAAAAAGGCUCGCCAGGUCGCAUGUCUCCCACGAAGGCUCAACAGAUGAUGUCAUAUGCCCCGCCUCUGCUGCGUCUGGCAGCGUCACCCCACGACGCUCAUCUCCUCGCCACUUUCGCCUCAGACAGCAACUUGAUCCGGAUAUUAGACGUCCGCCAACCUGGCCAGGCGCUCCUGGAAUUGCGUGGUCACCAAGCAGCGGUGAACAGUAUCGAAUGGUCCCCCACGCGUCGUGGCAUGCUUGCAUCGGGUGGAGAUGACAGCAUGGUGCUCGUUUGGGAUCUGAUCCAUUCUCAGAACGGCGCCACGAUCAACGGCGAGCACGCAACGUCCAACGGAAACGCCAACAAUUCUUCCAACAACGCGUCUUCCAGCUCCAGCGGUGUCAACAUGAAGGGUCCUGCAGCCAGCUGGCGGUGCGAUUACGAGGUGGGUAAUUUGAGCUGGGCACCACAGAGUGGACUCACGACUCAGGGUGGUGAGUGGCUGGGAGUGACGGGAGGAAGAGGGGUGUGGGGUAUCAAGCUAUGA
Lasiodiplodia theobromae is the source of this 2175-nucleotide messenger RNA. Its product is annotated as WD repeat containing protein. The record is from RefSeq and is a predicted model, not a curated record. The coding region runs from base 1 to 2175 and encodes 724 amino acids. Gene Ontology annotation, cellular component: nucleus. Lineage: Eukaryota; Fungi; Ascomycota; Dothideomycetes; Botryosphaeriales; Botryosphaeriaceae. The transcript has 3 exons. Gene Ontology annotation, molecular function: protein binding.